Molecule: messenger RNA, 4464 nt
Organism: Charadrius vociferus (killdeer)
Lineage: Eukaryota; Metazoa; Chordata; Aves; Charadriiformes; Charadriidae
Gene: MTCL2
Product: suppressor of glucose, autophagy associated 1
Exons: 17
Coding region: 28-4464 (1478 amino acids)
Biological process (GO): regulation of autophagy; insulin receptor signaling pathway
Source: RefSeq, a predicted model, not a curated record
GAUGAGAUUGAGGAGCUGCGCGCUGAGAUGCUGGAGAUGAGGGACGUCUACAUGGAGGAAGAUGUCUACCAGCUGCAGGAGCUCCGGCAGCAGCCGGACCAGGGCAAAAAGGCAAUGAGAAUCCUGCAGCAUCGUGUUAGGGCUGGAGAAGGCAGGGUUUGCCCCGUGUACACUGCACCCAGCUUGGUGAUAGCCCCAUUGUGUCACCAGGUGGCCAAGGACGUCUCCGUGCGGCUCCACAAUGAGCUGGAGGUGGUGGAGAAGAAGAGGAUCAGGCUGGAGGAGGAGAACGAGGACCUGCGCCAGCGGCUCAUCGAAACGGAGCUGGCCAAGCAGGUGGUGCAGAACGAGAUGGACAAGCUCCGAGAGAAUUCCCUGAAGAAACGGGGGUCUCGCUCCAUCGGGAAGACCGAGAAGAAACCAUCAGUGCAGGAGGACAGCGCAGAUCUGAAGUGCCAGCUGCAUUUCGCCAAGGAGGAGUCAGCCCUGAUGUGCAAGAAGCUGACUAAGCUGGCCAAGGAGAACGAUGGCAUGAAGGAGGAGCUGCUCAAAUACAGGUCCCUGUAUGGCGACCUCGACAGCUCCCUCUCGGUGGAGGAGCUGGCUGACUCCCCCCAUUCCCGGGAAGCCGAGUUGAAGGUCCACCUCAAGCUGGUGGAGGAGGAAGCCAACAUCCUCAGCCGGAGGAUAGUGGAGCUGGAGGUAGAAAACCGUGGGCUGCGGGCAGAGAUGGACGACAUGAAGGGCCAGGGGGACAGAGAGCUGCCGGGGCAGGACUCACGGUUCCUGGCGGGCGUUUCGGGCUGCGGGGACGCAGGGGACACGGUGGCAGAGCUGCGCCGGCACCUGCAGUUCGUGGAGGAGGAGGCCGACCUACUGAGGCGCUCGCUGCUGGAGCUGGAGGACCAGAACAAGCUCCUCCUGAACGAGCUGACCAAGUACAAGUCGGACCACGAGCUGGACGUGACGCUGUCGGAGGACAGCUGCUCGGUGAUCAGCGAGCCCUCGCAGGAGGAGCUGGCCACGGCCAAGGUGCAGAUCAGCGAGCUGAGCGGCAAGGUGAAGAAGCUGCAGUACGAGAACCGCGUGCUGCUCUCCAACCUCCAGCGCUGCGACCUGGCCUCCUGCCAGACCACCCGGCCCAUGCUGGAGACCGACGCCGAGGCCGGCGACUCGGCACAGUGCAUCCCCACCGCCGGCUGGCGGGACGGGAUGGGCAGCAGCGACGCUGACGGGCAGGACAGGGUGCCCGGUGGUGGAAAGGCACCCGAUGGUCCCACCAGGCUGCUCAAGGCCAAGGACCUGGAGACCUUGCUGGGCAUCCGGGACCAGGCGGCGCUCGUCAGUAAAGCGAUCGACGUCUUGAUUUCGGAUGCCAAUGGCUUCACCUCCGGGCUGAAGGCUUGCUUGGACAACGAGUGCACGGGGGCGCUGCUGGGUGAGGCGGUGGGCAGCGGCAGCGAGAGCCCCAGCGAUGCCAAGCUGAUGAACGUGCUCCUCAUGCGGCUGGGCGUGCUCCAGCAGGACCUGGGCUGCUUCACAAGGAAGGUGGACCACCUCACCGGCGGCCUCCAGGAGCAGAUGGGCUCUGGGCUGCAGAAGGAGCACGCCUCCGACUUCCAGCAAACCCCGAUCCCCGACGUAACCUCCCUCCUGCCUCUCCAGAGCAAAACCCAAACUAACACCUCGCUGCAUGCCAGUGGCACCGGGGACAAGCAGCCUGAUUUUAGGGACGCCGACCCUUACCGCAUCCCCCAUGCCAAGGACACGGACCCCACGCAUCCCCGGAGCUACAAAACCUGCCGGCCUGAGGAGAACGACUCCUAUGCCACCGAGAUGAAGGAGCUGCAGCUGGUGCUGUCGGAGGCCAACGAGAGCCUGCGGGGACUGCAGGAGCAGCUCUCACAGGAGAGGCAGCUGAGGAAGGACGAGGUGGACAACUUCUCACAGAAGAUCUGCCAGCUGAAGGAGGACCAUCAGAAAGCUCUGCUACGGCGGGAAUUUGAGCUGCAGAGCCUGAACCUGCAGAGGCGUCUGGAACAGAAGUUCUGGAGCCAGGAGAAGAACCUGCUGGUGCAGGAGUCACAGCAGUUCAGGCAGAGCUUCCUCCUGCUCUUCAUGAAGCUCAAGUGGUUCCUCAAGCGCUGGCGCCAGGGCAAGAUGGUGCACAGUGAAGGCGAGGACUUUUUGGAGGUGAACAGCAUGAAGGAGCUGUACCUGCUGCUGGAGGAGGAGGAGCUCGCCCCGCAGCAGCAGGCGGACAACAAGACGUGCACGGGGGAUGCCUGGACCCCCAACACGCCCAACGAGUGCAUCAAGACGCUGGCAGACAUGAAGGUGACCCUGAAGGAGCUGUGCACAGAGCUGCGGGAGGAGCGGCGUGGUGCCAGUGAGCUGCAGCAGCAGUUCACCAAGGCCAAGGCUGCCUGGGAGAUGGAGCGCGCCGAGCUCAAGUGCCACAUCGCCCAGCUGGAGUCGAAGGCAGGCAAAGGGAUCACAGAGCGCACGCUGCCAGACUGGAAGGUGGCAUUGAAGAGGGAGCGUGAGGAGCACCAGCAUCUCCUGGCCGAGUCCUACAGUGCCGUCAUGGACCUCACCAAGCAGCUGCAGAUCAGCGAGAAGAACUGGAACCAGGAGAAGGUGGAGCUGCUGGCCCGCUUCAAGGAGGAGCAGCAGCAGGCAGAGCAGCAAGCGAAGGACCUGCAGAACAAACUCAACCAGUUGCAGAAAGGAACCAGCCCAUGGGCAUUGAAGCACUCUGAAAUGGAGAAGCAUGGCAGCAACUGGAAAGAGGCUCUCAAUGAAAAAAUUACAGACAAAGAGACAAUCUCUGAAGCAGAAGCCAAGGGAACCAACCUCAAAAGGACCAAGUCUGUUUCCUCCAUGUCAGAGUUUGAAAGCUUGCUCGACUGUUCUCCCUACCUCCCUGGAAAGACCGCGCCAGGGCUGGGCGACCAUUCCCGAGGCAAAAAGGCAUCCACGGCCACCCAGAUGUUGCCCAAUGGAAUCCGGGACAACGCUGGCAUUCCUCCCUCAAACUGUACAUAUGUGAAUAUUGAGCAACCUGGCCCCGACAGCCUGGCCAAGGAGAAGCUGGGCAUCUCCUCCUGGGACUACUCGCAAGCAAGCAGCCUCUCCGGGCAUGAUCAAGCCCAGAAGCAAAUGCAGAGGAGCUACACAGCGCCUGACAAGACAGGGAUCCGCAUCUACUACAGCCCACCGGUGGUGCGGCGGUUGGAGGCGCCUCUGGUGCACAACAAGGAGGGGAAGAUCAUGAUCGAACCUGGUUUCUUGUUCACCAUGGCCAAACCGAAGGAGCCAGAGGAGUCAGCCAGCGCCGAGAGCACCUACAGUCAGUGGCUGUGCAACUUCUCCAAGCAGCAGCGGGAGCUGCUGGAUGGCGGCACAGUGGAGAGCACGGUGCCACCAGUGCCCCGCUUCCCCCCAUCACUGCACGACCUGGAGAUCUCUGGCAACAUGAGUGAUGACAUGAAGGAGAUCACCAACUGCGUGCGGCAGGCCAUCCGCUCCAGCUCGCUGGAGAGGAAGGUGAAAAGCACCUCCAGCCAGACGGUGGGGCUGGCCCAUGUGGGGACACAGACCAUCCAGACAGUGAGCGUUGGCCUGCAGACCGACCUGCCACGCAGCAGUGGCAUGCAUGGCAAGAGCUGGUCCCCACGCAGCUCCUCCCUUGUGUCCGUGCGCAGCAAGCAGAUCUCCUCCUCCCUGGAUAAAGUCCACUCCAGGAUCGAGCGGCCGUGCUGCUCCCCAAAAUACGGCUCUCCAAAGCUCCAGAGGAGGUCUUCCUCCAAGCUGGACGCCUCCAAGGACAGGAGCCUCUGGAACCUGCACCAGAGCAAGCAAAACGGCUCUGCCUGGGCCCGUUCCACCACCACCCGUGACAGCCCUGUCCUCAGCAAUAUCAAUGACGGCUUGUCCAGCUUGUUCAGCGUGGUGGAGCAUGCGGGCAGCACCGAGUCCAUCUGGAAGCCGGGCUGCCCUGAGAGCGGCCGGGCCAAGCCAGAAGCACCCAAGUACGGCCUCGUGCAGGAGUUCUUCAGGAACGUCUGCGGGCGGGCACAGAGCCCCACCGCCCCCCCGGAGAAGAAGGAGGCCACUGGGGAGGAGGGCAGCAAGAGAGCUGAGCACCCCAGCCCAGCCACCCACCACCCGGCUGAAAACAUCUCCCGUGUCUUGAACAAGAAAGUCCUCAAGCAGAGCAGCUACGAGGACCCCAAGCCCUCAUCCCCCGGCCAGGGGAGGAGGGAUGCAGCCCUGCGGGACCCCGACCUCAUCUCGGCCAUAGCCAGCGAGGACACGGCGUGUGACUGCAGCUCCCAGUCCCUCACCUCCUGCUUCGCCCGGCCGUCCCGUUCCACCGUCCGCCAUUCCCCCUCCAAGUGCAAACUGCACCCCACGGACCCCCCCAGGGCGGAGGAGAAGCCGGGGGCCUCGAGUGAGUGA